CCAUCCGUCCAUCUCCAAGCCGUUCUCUCUGUCUCCCUCCCUCCACGCUACCUCGAUCCUAUGCUUUUAACAGAAUUUCUUUGUACUUGACCUUUCUCCGCCUUUUCUUACAGCCAAAUUCCCCAAAUUUCACUGUCAAAUUGGUAACCAAUCGUUAAGAAUCUAAGUUCAAUAAUCAAUGCAAGCAGUGCAAUGCCCCAGGAAUAGCUUCCGCUAUAACGGCACGUUGUGUGCUUGCGACCCUGGCUUCUUCUACAAUUUCAGCAGCAACAGCUGUGGGCUAUUGACGGAGUUAGGACCGGCGGUGGAGCUGAACAGUGGCGUCGACUAUGAUUCUACUCUGGCAUUCCCUGAGACCAUAUUCUCCUUUGACUCCAUCAAGAAGUUUACCCAGUCGCAGGCCGUUUUCUUAGAGGCCACCCUUGCUAUGCUCCUCUUCUGGCUCGGAUCCUGCCUUCUCCUCCGCCUCUUUCCCCUUGGAACCGAUGGCCGCUCUCCCUGGUUCAAGAUCCGCUGGUGGAUUAGCCGGCUUGAUGUCUCAUUCGCAACUCGGCACUGGCUUGAGGACCAGAAGGUAGUGAAGAAGCGGAAAACAGAGCUUGGCGGGACUUUCUCGAUUGCUAGCUGGAUACUCUUUAUUGGUUUGUUUGCUGCGUUGCUCUACCAAAUCAUAUCGAAGAGGAGUGUUGAGGUUCAUAAUGUUAGAGCAACGAAUGCACCUGAUUUAGCGGCAUUCUUGAAUGACUUAGAAUUCAAUAUUACCACUAUUUCUAGUAUGAGCUGUGCACAAUUGCGUGGUCUUGGGACUUUAGUUACAGGGAAUCCAGGCUUCAUUGAUUACAGAGUUGCUCCUUUGUCUAACUUUGCUAACUAUUCUUGUCUAAACACCACCAAGGGGCCUACCAUUACACUUAAGUGCAACAAAUGCCAGCUUACUCGAGACAUUUUGUAUGUCACAUGGCAGUUCAUUGAUCUUCCAAAUAAUCCAGCAACUGCUGUUGGCUUUCAGUUCAACCUUACUGCCAAGAGCCAUGGUGAUAAGAAGCAUUUGAGUUUUGUCAGCGGAAUGCUAAAAAAUGCCAGCGACUUUGAAGACGUGCCUGUUACCUUUAGAGGGGCCGUCCCAAAUAUACUGAAAUUCAAUUUGUUUCCUAGAAUAUUCCACAAUCUACAUGAUCUAAAACUUAUCCAACCUCUUUUUCAUGAGUUUCUCCCUGGUUCAUCUUUUAGUGAGAUAACUCAGCUUCAAACGUCGCUUGAAAACUCCAGUGAUGGACAUAUCAACACUACAUUGUAUGUCAAUUUCCUAUCUUCAUAUAUUGUUGAGAUCAACAAUCAAAAUAUUUUAGGACCGGUUAGCUUCCUUGCUGAUGUGGGGGGACUUUAUUGCAGUUGUAUUGGUAUUUUUUUCUACAUCUUGGUGCAAUGUGAGUAUAGAAUCAAGAGGCUUCGCAAUGAGGAUAGUGUAAUGCGAAAGAUCAGAAAUCGUCGCAAAGCUCAAGAACGUUGGGAGAAAUUGAGAAAAUACGUGAUGUAUACAUGGGGAUCUAGCUCAUUGGAUGACAAAGACGAUAGUAACGGUACUAAGACGAAUGUGGCAUGUUUCCCUUGUGUUGGGAUGGAAUCAUCCCACCCAGGUGGAUCUUCCCAUAAACGAAGACUGCAAAACAGGAUGGAUGAUAUUAGUUUUAGCAGAAAGGUCCGUUUAUCCAGUGAGAAGAUUGCUGUGCCAGACACUGUUCGUACUCAAGAGGUUAAAUGUUGCUCAACUCAUCCUGCUCCGAACCUGGAACAGAGGACAUCAUUUUCAAGAAAUGAAUCAGAAGAUCUAGUCCUUGCAAACUUAGAAGAUGGAAAAGAUGAACUUACUGUUGGUUCAUGCCAAGUGGAUUUCUGGAACCAAGCAUCUCCAAUGUCUGAUGUUAACCUUCCACCACCUCCACCAUUAGAACUGAAGGCUUCCAAUGAAAUAAGUAUGGUUGAUCUUCAGAAUAACCUCCAAAAGUUGUAUGAAUAUAGUGCCAUACUGAGGGAAAAGUUAGUAGCUACAGAGUCAACGGUUCGUGCUUCAGCUAAAAAAGAGGCACCUUCCACAAACCAAAGCCACGGGUAGCCUUAAAAUUUGUAUAUUACGAGUAAAAGUUGCUGAACAGCACUCAGAUUUCUGUCAGAUCUCCUGAGCGUGUUGUGAAAAUUCUGUGGUUAUGCGCCUUAGGAGGAGCCCCCAUGAAAUGUUAAAAGGCAUCUUGUAUGGAAGCUUAUCUUGUACCGGAAGAUUAACCGUUUCAGGGCUAUAGUAACUGUAUCAAUUGUUUUAGGCAGAAAUAUUCAAAUAAUGUUGAGAAAUGAUGCAAUAUAUUCAAUUAUGCAACUCCUUAUGUACAUGUAGUAUUAUUGCCCCAGUUUAUUAAAUUCUACCAUCGUCAGUGUUGCAAUUAUUGUGUGUCAAAUAGGCUAUUCUUCAUAGAGAAGUUGAUAGCUGAAAGACUCAAAAGAUAUUCUUUGUAUUUUUUCCUAAAUAAAAUGUCCAGAUAAUCAUCAAUCA
Messenger RNA from Olea europaea var. sylvestris, 2545 nucleotides. RefSeq lists its product as uncharacterized. Lineage: Eukaryota; Viridiplantae; Streptophyta; Magnoliopsida; Lamiales; Oleaceae. Bases 179 to 2113 code for a protein of 644 amino acids. The record is from RefSeq and is a predicted model, not a curated record. The transcript has 9 exons.